AUGAGAAAUCCAGGGGUCACUCACAGUCUGCAUAAGGGGGUCAAAGUCAAAGUGUCACUAGCUCACAAUCUACACGAGAGGUCCCUCACAAUCUGCAGAAGACAUAAAGAAGUGCCUCACAAUCUACAGAAGACAUCAGGAACUCCCUCACAAUCUGCAGAAGGAAGUCCCUCACAAUCUGCAGAAGACACAAGAGUCCUCACAAUCUGCAGAAGACACCAAGAAGUCCUCACAAUCUGCAGAAGACACCAAGAAGUCCUCACAAUCUGCAGAAGACACCAAGUCCCUCACAAUCUGCAGAAGACACCAAGAAGUCCUCACAAUCUGCAGAAGACACCAAGAAGUCCCCUCACAAUCUGCAGAAGACAAGAAGUCCUCACAAUCUGCAGAAGUCCCUCACAAUCUGCAGAAGACACCAAGAAGUCCCUCACAAUCUGCAGAAGACACCAAGAAGUCCCUCACAAUCUGCAGAAGACACCAAGAAGUCCUCACCAGAAGACACCAAGAAGUCCCUCACAAUCUGCAGAAGACACCAAGAAGUCCCUCACAAUCUGCAGAAGACACAAGAAGUCCCUCACAAAGAGAAGUCCUCACAAUCAGAUCCGCAGAAGACACCAAGAAGUCCCUCACAAUCUGCAGAAGACACCAAGAAGUCCUCACAAUCUGCAGAAGACACCAAGAAGUCCCUCACAAUCUGCAGAAGACACCAAGAAGUCCCUCACAAUCUGCAGAAGACACCAAGAAGUCCUCACAAUCUGCAAGAAGUCCCUCACAUCUGCAGAAGACACCAAGAAGUCCUCACAAUCUGCAGAAGACACCAAGAAGUCCCUCACAAUCUGCAGAAGACACCAAGAAGUCCCUCACAAUCUGCAGAAGACACCAAGAAGUCCUCACAUCUGCAGAAGACACCAAGAAGUCCCUCAAUCUGCAGAAGACACCAAGAAGUCCCUCACAUCUGCAGAAGACACCAAGAAGUCCCUCACAAUCUGCAGAAGACACUCCCUCACAAUCUGCAGAAAACCAAGAAGUCCCUCACAAUCUGCAGAAGACACCAAGAAGUCCUCACAAUCUGCAGAAGACACCAAGAAGUCCCUCACAAUCUGCAGAAGACACAAGAAGUCACAAUCUGCAGAAGACACCAAGAAGUCCCUCACAAUCUGCAGAAGACACCAAGAAGUCCCUCACAAUCUGCAGAAGACACCAAGAAGUGCAGAAGACACCAAGAAGUCCCUCACAAUCUGCAGAUCCUCACAAUCUGCAGAAGACACCAAGUCAGCAGAAGUCCUCACAAUCUGCAGAAGUGAAGUCCCUCACAAUCUGCAUAAAUCUGCAGAAGACACCAAGAAGUCGCUGCAGAAGUCCCUGAAGUCAGAAAGUCACUAUCAAGAGACACCAAGGGAUUCACUUCGCUUUCACCAUGAGUCAGGGACCGACCCAGCGCCAUGCCACGGAGGCGGUGGAAAUAUUGAGAGUACUACCAUCUGCAAGGACGCUGAAACAAACAAACAUACAAUCGAAACUAUCAACAGAACCGAACAAUACUCGACUAUUAGAUCGCUGAAUUGCUUCAUUAUUCCGUUCGAAGUCAAGGACAACGCGGUGUUCGAACGGCGCUCAUUACACACGAGGCUAGACAAUGGAGAUCACAACAAACGGCGCACGGGGAAGCUUGCCAUUAAACGGGGAUAUAACAGAGAAAAAUACGAAACGAAGAAUUAUGGUCAAGGUGCCUGA
Penaeus vannamei (Pacific white shrimp) is the source of this 1734-nucleotide messenger RNA. NCBI's taxonomy places the organism in Eukaryota, Metazoa, Arthropoda, Malacostraca, Decapoda, Penaeidae. The record is from RefSeq and is a predicted model, not a curated record.